Molecule: messenger RNA, 783 nt
Organism: Armigeres subalbatus
Lineage: Eukaryota; Metazoa; Arthropoda; Insecta; Diptera; Culicidae
Exons: 2
Coding region: 1-783 (260 amino acids)
Source: RefSeq, a predicted model, not a curated record
AUGCAAGGUAGUGGUGUGACCCCGUCCCAGGAUGGGGAGACCACCACAUUGGCUGAGGACUACCUGGGCUUCGAAACGUCAAUGGGUGGGUGCUACCGGCAUAGUACCUUACGGAGUCCUAUUGACAGUAUCAAAGCCCGGGUAGCCCUGUUCCCCUGUUCCAAACUCCCCACCACUGCUGUUCUCCCACCGUCCCCACCCCUGUUCCUCCCUGUUCCUGUUCCCAGUCCACCCCUGUUCCUGUUCACCUCAGUCUCACCCCUGUUCAGUUCUCGUUCCCUGUUCCCAGCCCACCCCGUUCCCCAGCCCCACCCAGCCUCAGUCCUCACCCCCACCCCCCACCCUCACCAGCCUCCCCAGCUCAGCCUUCCCCAGCCUCAGCCCACUCCCACGUGCCACUCCCCACCCCCAGCCCCACCCCCCACCCCACCUCAGCCCCCAGCCCCCACCCUGUUCCACCAUCCCCAGCCCCAGCCCUGUCUGUUCCUGUUCACCACCUGUUCCUCAGCUCACCCCACCUGUUCCACUCCCCAGCCCACCCACCCCACCCCCACUCCAGCCCCACCACCCCCUGUUCCACUCCCCACCCCAGCUCCCCCCGCUCAGCCCCACCUUCUGUCCGUUCCUAGUCCGUUCGCUUCAGCCCCUUCGUCCCUUCCCUCACCCCGCCUGCCCCAGCUGCCCCAGCUCAGCCCCAGCCUCACCGUCAGCUCCUGCUGCCCCACUCAGCCUCACUCCAGCCCCUGUUCAGCCCCUCAGCACGCAACCGAACCAGCCACUUGA